CCGGUCCUCGGCCCCCCACUCCCCUGCCGCGCGCCCCACCAUGCCGCGGGGGCCCGCACCCUUCUACGCCUGCCUCCUGGGGCUCUGCGCGCUCGUGCCGCGCCUCGCAGGACUCAACAUAUGUACCAGCGGAAGUGCCACCUCUUGCGAAGAAUGUCUGCUAAUCCAUCCAAAAUGUGCCUGGUGCUCCAAAGAGUACUUUGGCAGCCCAAGGUCUGUCACCUCACGGUGUGACUUGAAGGCAAACCUCAUCCGAAACGGCUGUGAUGGUGAAAUCGAGAGCCCGGCCAGUAGCACCCAUAUCCGGCGGAGCCUGCCACUCAGCAACAAAGGCUCCAGCACCAUGGGCUCCGACGUCAUCCAGAUGAUGCCACAGGAAGUUGCCCUAAACCUUCGGCCUGGUGACCAGACUACUUUCCAGCUCCAAGUGCGCCAGGUGGAAGACUACCCUGUGGAUCUGUACUACCUGAUGGACCUUUCCCUCUCUAUGAAGGAUGACUUGGACAGCAUCCGCAACCUGGGCACCAAGCUUGCCGAGGAGAUGAGGAAGCUCACGAGCAACUUCCGGUUGGGUUUUGGGUCCUUUGUUGACAAGGACAUCUCUCCUUUUUCCUACACAGCACCGAGGUACCAGACGAAUCCAUGCAUUGGUUACAAGUUAUUUCCAAACUGCGUCCCAUCCUUUGGGUUCCGCCAUCUGCUACCUCUCACAGACAGAGUGGACAGCUUCAAUGAGGAAGUUCGGAAACAGAGGGUGUCCAGGAACCGCGAUGCCCCCGAGGGGGGCUUUGAUGCAAUCCUCCAGGCUGCUGUCUGCAAGGAGAAGAUUGGCUGGCGGAAAGAUGCGUUGCACCUUCUGGUGUUCACAACAGAUGAUGUGCCCCACAUCGCACUGGAUGGAAAACUAGGAGGGCUGGUGCAGCCCCACGAUGGCCAGUGCCACUUGAAUGAGGCCAAUGAAUACACUGCAUCCAACCAGAUGGACUACCCAUCCCUUGCCCUUCUUGGAGAGAAGUUGGCAGAGAAUAACAUCAAUCUCAUCUUUGCUGUGACAAAAAACCACUAUAUGCUCUACAAGAAUUUUACCGCUCUGAUACCUGGAACCACAGUGGAGAUUUUACAUGGAGACUCCAAAAAUAUCAUUCAACUGAUUAUCAAUGCAUACAGUAGUAUCCGGUCUAAAGUGGAGCUGUCUGUCUGGGACCAGCCAGAAGACCUUAAUCUCUUCUUCACUGCUACCUGCCAAGAUGGUGUAUCCUACCCAGGCCAGAGGAAAUGUGAAGGUCUGAAGAUUGGAGACACGGCAUCUUUUGAGGUGUCAGUGGAGGCCCGGAGCUGCCCUAGCAGACACACAGAGCACAAGUUCGCCCUGCGGCCCGUGGGGUUCCGGGACAGCCUGCAGGUGGCGGUCACCUACAGCUGCACGUGUGGCUGCAGUGCGGGGCUGGAGCCCGACAGCAUCAGGUGCAGCGGGAACGGCACUUACGUCUGCGGCCUGUGUGAGUGCAACCCCAGCCACCUGGGCACCAGGUGUGAGUGCCAGGAAGGAGAGAACCAGAGCGGGUACCAGAACCUGUGCCGGGAGGCUGAGGGCAAGCCGCUGUGUAGCGGGCGCGGGGAAUGCAGCUGCAACCAGUGCUCCUGCUUUGAGAGCGAGUUCGGGAGGAUCUACGGGCCCUUCUGCGAGUGUGACAGCUUCUCCUGUGCCAGGAACAAGGGCGUCCUCUGCUCAGGCCACGGCGAGUGUCACUGUGGAGAAUGCAAGUGCCAUGCAGGUUACAUUGGAGACAACUGUAACUGCUCAACAGAUAUCAGCACAUGCCGGGCCAAGGAUGGGCAGAUCUGCAGUGAUCGUGGGCAUUGCAUCUGUGGGCAGUGCCAGUGCACGGAGCCUGGAGCCUUUGGGGAAACAUGUGAGAAGUGCCCAACCUGCCCGGAUGCUUGCAGCACAAAGAGAGAUUGUGUGGAGUGCCUGCUACUUCGGCCGGGGAAACCCGACAACCAGUCCUGCCACCACCUGUGCAAGGAUGAGGUGAUCACCUGGGCGGACACCAUCGUGAAAGAUGACCAAGAGGCCGUGCUGUGCUUCUACAAAACUGCGAAGGAUUGCGUCAUGAUGUUCACCUACGCCGAGCUGCCCAGUGGGAAGUCCAACCUGACUGUCCUCAAAGAGCCAGAGUGUGGCUCAGCCCCCAACACCGUCACCAUCCUGCUGGCUGUGGUGGGCAGCAUCCUCCUGAUAGGGCUUGCUCUCCUCGCCAUCUGGAAGCUGCUUGUCACCAUCCAUGACCGCAGAGAGUUUGCCAAGUUCCAGAGUGAGAGCUCCAGGGCUCGCUACGAAGUGGCCUUGAAUCCCCUGUACAGAAAGCCCAUCUCCACACACACAGUGGACUUCACCUUCAACAAGUUCAACAAAUCCUACAAUGGCACAGUGGACUGAGGGCUUGCGCUUCUAGAGAGCUGGAGGGGACUAAGGACAAACCACCAAAGCGCUUGGACCGGCUCCAUUCAUCAUGGCUUCCUAGAUAGGCAAGUGCGGAGAGG
Molecule: messenger RNA, 2544 nt
Organism: Dipodomys spectabilis (banner-tailed kangaroo rat)
Lineage: Eukaryota; Metazoa; Chordata; Mammalia; Rodentia; Heteromyidae
Gene: Itgb5
Product: integrin subunit beta 5
Exons: 15
Coding region: 41-2440 (799 amino acids)
Biological process (GO): integrin-mediated signaling pathway; cell-matrix adhesion; cell migration
Cellular component (GO): integrin complex; cell surface; focal adhesion
Molecular function (GO): integrin binding
Source: RefSeq, a predicted model, not a curated record